Xyrauchen texanus (razorback sucker) is the source of this 2947-nucleotide messenger RNA. RefSeq names its product signal peptide peptidase-like 2A. Gene Ontology annotation, biological process: membrane protein proteolysis. Gene Ontology annotation, cellular component: lumenal side of endoplasmic reticulum membrane; lysosomal membrane; cytoplasmic side of endoplasmic reticulum membrane. Gene Ontology annotation, molecular function: aspartic endopeptidase activity, intramembrane cleaving. Bases 381 to 1928 code for a protein of 515 amino acids. The record is from RefSeq and is a predicted model, not a curated record. Lineage: Eukaryota; Metazoa; Chordata; Actinopteri; Cypriniformes; Catostomidae. The transcript is spliced from 16 exons.
GGCGGUCAAUGUAUUUAUCGAUUAGCUGAUUCCUCACCAAAAGCAGUGUAUUCAGCGUACUGAAGAAACUCCUCCAUAGAUAUCCAUUAAAAAAGUGCUCUUAUUUCCUCGAAAGAGUACCGCAAUAUCUGUAUGCGAUCACCGCGUUAUGCUAUUUAACACUAAACUUGUUAGAAGGGCUCUGUUUUUGUGGGCAGAAGCGCGUGACGCUUCUUUCUCAGUCAUCGUGACUGCGAGGCAAAAGGCGGAAGUGUUUUUUUGUUUGUUAAAAUAAACAUGACGAAAGAGAAUCUCAGACAGUAAAAUUACGGUUCUUUAAAAGUAAGACACAAAAUAUAAAAACUCGUUUUCUGGAGGACAUCUGACCAGAAGCGACAGAAAUGGCAGUAAAUCUGUUGAUAUACCUCGCGUUGAUGUUUUGCUCUCAGGUAGAUGGUCAGGAGGCGAUUCUACACGUGUCUGAAGGAUCUACAGUUAGAGAAUACUGUCUGGUGUACAACUCCUCCUGGAGCAACAUCUCACACUCACUCACUGGAGCUCAAUCAUACAAGUUAGUGAACCUGACGUCCAGUCCCCUGUGUGAGCGGGGUCAGCUGACCCCAGAUUUUCUUCUGGGUCAGGCUGUGGCGGUCAUGCCAGGGGAGUGUGAUUUCAGUACGAAAGCGCAAGUCGCUCAAGAACUGGGUGCAACUGCACUUCUGGUUACCAGCACUGAUAGUAUGGUGACUCCAUCAGCGAACGACUCCGAGUACAGAAAAGUGAAUAUUCCUCUGGCCCUCAUGAGGCAUCGUGACUUUCUGGACAUCCUGCAGGUGUUUUCUGAUGGAAAGGAAGUGAGGUUAUACGAUCCGCCAGCAGCGCUGUUUGAUGCCAGCAUCAUCGUUAUGUUAUUACUCGCUGUGUUUACGGUAGCCAUGGGAGGGUUCUGGAGCGGAGCAGCAGAAAAGGUGAAGCAGACCGCAGACCCUUCAGCAGAUGUGAACGACGAGCAUUCUGAGAGCAGCGAGUUGUCUCUUUACUCUCCUCUCAAGGUUUUGCUGUUUGUGGGUAUGAUGUGUGUGAUGCUGGUACUCAUGUAUUACUUCUACCGCUGGCUAGUUUAUGUGAUUAUCGUCAUAUUCUGUCUGGCAUCAGCGACAGCACUCUAUAACUGCCUGGAUUCACUGAUGACAGCUGUGGGCUUUGGAACGCUCAGUGUCUCCUGCAGGGGAAAAACUCUCUCUGUGCGCUCGCUGCUGCUCGCCGCUGUCUGCAUCACACUGGCUGUGAUCUGGGGAGUUUACAGGAACGAUGACAGGUGGAUCUGGAUUCUGCAGGAUCUGUUGGGUGUGGCGUUCUGUCUGAACUUCCUGAAGACCAUCACCCUGUCAAACUUUAAGAUCUGUGUGAUACUGCUGAGUCUGCUGCUGGUCUACGACGUCUUCUUCGUCUUCAUCACACCGUUCAUGACGUCCAAUGGAGUGAGUAUCAUGGUGCAGGUCGCUCUGGGCCCAGGUGCAGGUGGAGAAAAGUUGCCUGUAGUGAUGCGUAUCCCACAGUUCUCGUCAUUGGCUCAGAAUCUGUGUAUGACGCAGUUCUCCAUCCUGGGCUAUGGUGACAUAAUUGUACCAGGGCUGCUGGUUGCGUACUGUCACAGGUUUGACGUGUGGAUAGGCAAUUCUAGAAGAAUUUACUUCAUCUCUUGUGCUAUCGCUUACUGCGUGGGUCUAGUGGUGACAUUUGCUGUGUUGUUGGCGACUAAGAUGGGUCAGCCCGCUCUGCUGUAUCUGGUCCCAUUUACUCUCCUCACCAGCUCCAUUCUAGCAUCUGUCCGGAAGGAGUUCAGACAGUUCUGGUCUGGUACCACUUACCAUGUACUGGAUGAUUCCAGGAAGCCAUUAUUAUCAGAUGGAAAAUCUGGAUAUGCUGAUGGAGUGAGAGAAUGCUGACAGAUCUCAGAUUUAUAAAUUUCCUCAAACACAAAGCAGAAGGGAAAUGCCACCUAAUAAGCGUUUCAUGUUGAUGUGACAUGAAUGUUUUGAGUGUUUUAGACUGAUGAAACACUUUCCACUGAAUCUGUUCUUUACAUCACUGUAAACUGGCAAACACUGCAACACUUUUCACACAUUUGAUUUAACUCCUUCUGACAGAUGGAAAUUAAUCUUUAAUCAACCUGCUGUUUAAUUUUCACUUUUUAAAUGAUCGUUUUAUAUCAUAUUUUUUCACAAUAUACUAAUGAAUAGUUAAACUUUCUUCCACUUUGAUGAAUUAAUAAUUGAAAUUAAAAAAGAAAUGACAACAAAAUGGGCUUUUUAAAUGACUGAAGAUCAUUUGUAAAUUCAGCCAGUGUGGCCUGUUAUAGACAAUGACUAAGAUCUCUAUUAGUGUCAGUGUCAGCUUGACGACGCAUGUGUUUGUGUCAGUUACUGUGAGUAUGUGUAUUUGCUGUUCUUGGGUCUGCUAAUAAGGUUUUAUUCAGCAGGACCUCACCUUAUAGGGUUAGUUCACCCAAAAAUGAUAAUUCUCUCAUUUACUCAUCCUCAUGCCAUCCCAGAUGUGUGUGACUUACUUUCUUCAGCAGAACUCAAAUUAAGAUUUUUAGAAGAAUAUUUCAGCUCUGUAGGUCCAUGCAAUGCAAGUGAAUGUGACCAGAACUUUUAUGCUCCAAUAAGCACAUAAAAGCAGCAUGAAAGUAAUCCAUGUGCCACCAGUGGUUUAAUCCAUGUCUUCAGAAGCGAUAUGAUAGAUGUGGGUAAGAAACAGUUCAAAAUUUAAGUUCUUUUGAACUUCAAAUGUCCACUUUAACUUCCACAUUCUCCUUUUAUCAUCGGGCAGGGAGGAUUUACAGUAAAAAAAAAAAAAAAGACUUAAAUGGGUUACUUUUAUGCUGAUUUAUGUGAUUUUUGGUGCUUCAAAAUUUUGGCACCCAUUCACUCUGGUCCAAUAGAGGUGACAUUUUCUUCUAAAG